AUCUGCCCCAAGUAGAAGAUUUUAAGUACCUCGGGGUCUUGUUCACGAGUGAGGGAAGGAUGGAACUCGAGAUCGCACAGGAGCGGCCUGCUGAUUAGGUUUCAUUCUCUGCGAGGCCGACACAAGGCUCGGCGCAAGGAUACCAGGACGCCAGUACUCAAAUCUACCUGGACGUGUCCAAGAACAAAAAACUCUCUACCGCCGGGAUCUUGUGGGAGCUUCCUGUGGCCUAUACCUAGUUUCUGAGCCAUGCCGCUGACAGCUGCUGCUCCCUCUAACAAGAGGAAGAAGGCCAAUAAGAUCAUCACAGACUUGUCCAACAUCAGCCAGAAUGAUGACGAGUCCGACCCCGAAGCCUCUGAGCUGGACCUCGGCACCAAGAUCAAGACCCCGAAAGACGUGAUGCUGGAGGAGCUGUCCCUUCUCUCCAACAAGGGCUCCAAGAUGUUCAAGAUGAGACAGCAACGGGUCGACAAGUUCAUCGUGACCAACGAGAACAUGCAGAACCUGGAGAACCUGCUCAUGUCCCCUCCGCCUGUCCCACCAAAGCCUGAGAUGCCAAAGGAGGAAGUAGUGGAGGAGGUGGUGGACGAGGAGACCGAGAAGCAAAAGAGGAGGAGGGAGUACGUCCGCACCUACGUGUCACCAUGGGAACGGGCCAUGAAGGGCAAUGAAGAACUGACGGCCACCAUGAAAGCCCGCAUGCCGGGACCGGUGCGGGGUUUUGCGGACCUUCCCCAGUACAAGAGCUUCAAUAGGACGGCGCUUCCCUUUGGAGGCGUAGAGAAGAGCGUGAAGCUGAUGACCUUUGAACUCCCCGACCUCAGCAUGGUGGCCGACGAACCCGAUCCCCUGCCCUCCCUACAGGCCGACAUCCGCUCGCGGCCCUCCUUCAACCGCACGCCCAUCGGCUGGGUGUGCAGCGAGGACAACACGCACAUCCACAUGGAACUAGACAUCCCCUUUGAUGGGGAGACCGACGACCUCUGAGCGCACACGCACACACACACACACGUAUACUAGGUAGUACAUGUAGCGCACAUGCUUGUAUACUUGGUGGUACACUUAAGUCCAUGCUGCCAACCCUCCUAAUAUUUAUACUGAAUACAAACAGAGAAGCAUUAGCUGCAGGCACAAUAUACUAUAAACACUGCUAGUGUUUGGAUAUUGCUUAAAUUGCAUGGAGAUAAAAAAUGAGUUGUUAAAGUAUUUCCCCUCAGCCACCUUUAC
Dunckerocampus dactyliophorus (ringed pipefish) is the source of this 1230-nucleotide messenger RNA. Its product is annotated as myozenin-1-like. Lineage: Eukaryota; Metazoa; Chordata; Actinopteri; Syngnathiformes; Syngnathidae. The coding region runs from base 250 to 990 and encodes 246 amino acids. Gene Ontology annotation, cellular component: actin cytoskeleton; Z disc. Gene Ontology annotation, molecular function: FATZ binding; actin binding; telethonin binding. The record is from RefSeq and is a predicted model, not a curated record. The transcript has 7 exons.